Hemisphaericaspora subhashii is the source of this 414-nucleotide messenger RNA. RefSeq names its product cornichon family protein. Bases 1 to 414 code for a protein of 137 amino acids. The record is from RefSeq and is a predicted model, not a curated record. Gene Ontology annotation, cellular component: COPII-coated ER to Golgi transport vesicle; endoplasmic reticulum membrane. The transcript is spliced from 2 exons. Gene Ontology annotation, biological process: endoplasmic reticulum to Golgi vesicle-mediated transport. Lineage: Eukaryota; Fungi; Ascomycota; Pichiomycetes; Serinales; Debaryomycetaceae.
AUGACAGGAGAAAGCUGGAUAUUCAUUCUUGCAGUUGUCGUUAACGCAGUUAACUUAUUCUCACAAGUGUUCUUCACUAUCAUGUAUUCCGAUUUGGAAUGUGAUUACAUCAAUCCAAUUGAAUUAUGUAAUAAGUUAAAUCCAUGGUUCCUUCCAGAAGCUGGUUUACAUGCAUUCCUUACUAUCUUAUUUUUAAUCAAUGGAUAUUGGUUCCCAUUCUUAUUGAACUUACCAUUGUUUGCUUAUAAUAUCAACAAGUUCAUCAACAAGAAUCAUUUAUUGGAUGCUACCGAAAUCUUUAGAACUUUAUCUAAACAUAAGAAGGAAUCUUUCUUGAAAUUGGGAUUCCACUUGUUGAUGUUCUUCUUCUACUUGUACAGAAUGAUCAUGGCUCUUGUCAAUGACGACAGUUAG